GUGAGUGGCAGUGAGUGGGUGAAGUCUGCAGGGCGGUGUUCAGUUGUUCUCUGCGCGUUAGCUCCAUCCUGCCUCCCUCUCCCGCUCUUCUCCCAUCUCCCACGCCUCUCCCAGGCCGCACAGCUCUCCCAGCCCACGCCUCAGCCUCGCCGCGGGUGUAGUGCGCGUCGUAACCCAUGAACCCACGCCCUCGCACGCCAGGAACACGCAGAUACACUACUUAACGUCAAUUCUUGUCUGUACUCCGUCACCUUAUCAAAGCUAAACAACGUGGUUCUAAAAACGUUAUUUCUCGGUGCACGGGCGUGUUUCCGAGGGCGUGGGCGUGUCCGGGGCUCCUUCCACACCCCCUUGGGCCAUGGGACGCCCCACGGACCCCCUCCUGCUGUGAGAAAGAGAGAUAGAGAGAGAGAAAGAUGGAGAGGGUAACCAAGCGAAGGUUUUACUCGUCUCUGCUGUUACCGCCCUUACCGCUGCUGCUGCUGCUCCUCCUGGCCGCUGCAGGCACCUCAGCGGUUGACCUCCAUUUCCAAAACCCAGACAGCGGAUUUUUCCUACGCCCCGAGGAGCCCCAGCACACUUUGGGCGUGGGCGCGGGUGUGGGCGUGGACGGAGGCGUGCUGGAUGUGGAGCGGUUUACUGUCUUAGAUCCUACACGCCCCGCUCUCAUCCGCGCUACGUACGGUCCAUUUAGCACGAAGCAAACUGUCCCAGCUCGGUACAUCCUCCCAGAAUUUCCUGAAGAUGAGCCGAACAAUGCGUCCCAGGUGGAGAUACUCGGCCCGCAUGUCCCGCCAGUCCCACAUCAGUUGGAGGUCUCAGCGCAUCUUGUUAACAAAGUGGUGUCUCGCGCCCAGCCUGCUCUGCGCGUUCUGGUUCACGGGGCAGGCGCCAGAGGGCAUCAUUCACCACAUGUGUGCGUGACUGUCAUCGCUAGACACGCCUCAGAUGCCCUUUCAGCCUCCUGCACGCCUACCGGAGCUGGAGAGACGGGCGGGGAUGCAACAUGUCUCAUCUCCUUAGCUGUGCCUUCCCGCUGGUGGCCGCCUCACUCCCGCGCCACUGUCAAAAUCCCUCGCGUCGCUGUCCAAGUCUCGUAUCUCGUCGGUACAGCGCCAGGGCCGAGUGAGUGUGCAUCCAGGGACGCCGGUACCCCCUCUCUUGGCGGGCCCAGGGUCACGGUACAGCCAGAAACGAGUGUGGGAGAUGUGGUACUAACGCUAGACACGCACGGUUACCAAGAGCUCUCCACUGACUCUCUAGUACAUGUGUUGGUUCCCCGGGCCCCGCUGCAUCCUGGUACCACGAUCCAUGCUCCGCUAUACCUGCACCCUCCUGGUAACCUGCCCGCGCUUAUCUUGGUGCUGAGAUGCAAGGCGAGAGACGGAGUGCGCGUGGCUGGCGUCGAAUCUUCCUCCUCCGCGUGGAAUUUAACAGUGGAUGUAAAUGCGAGGCGAUCUGUGGCUUCCGUGACAGCCCUGCUCACUGACCCGCCCACCAAUAACACCUUGCACAAUUUGGGUCUCCACGAGGUGCUGUCAUGGGUGCUGGAGGUCCCUGAGCACGUGGGGGCGGGUGAGGCGCGGGUGACGUGGUCUCUGCGGUACCUGAUGGACGCCCACAGGAGGGAAACUUUCUCCGGGACAGACUCAAGGAAGAUGACCGCCAGGCUCACUAUACUUAAGGACGACAUACAGGCUGUCCUCCCGAUUGCCAAGAGCUGGUCCAUCGUUAACACCGCCGUGCUAACAGGGAGGCAGGUGUCCCGGGCCAUGAAGGUGUUAAUUGUGUCCCAGGCUGGCAAAGUGGCGGAUGUAACACUGCAGUCCUCGUGUAACUGUACGGACGAGGCGGCACUGAAGGUAUCCACAUCGUGUACCUCAGUGUACCUUGACGGGUCAGAGGUACGGGGCAGCCAUAACGCUACGGUCAUCGCACGGUACGACAUCCUCACUGGUUCAGCCUCCUUCACCGUCUGGAUGCCUGAGUUACCCCUUACAGUGCACGUAGAGGACACCAAACUCUCACAAAUCAGGGGGUGGCGCUCCCUGGACCCCGCCACUACAGCAGGGUACAGCAUGAAGCACCCCCCUGCCUCUGUCGUCUCUGGUGUGGCGCUGGCAGGGGGCAGAAGAGGACAGGGGCCUAUUGAGAAUUCUGUGUCGCCCCCCUGCGCUGUCAGAUAUCAACAAACUCCCGUUCAGGUCUACGGUCGCUUUGUAGCAGUGGACGACAAUAGCGGGCGUCAGUCGUACCUCUUGUCGCGGCGAGCCCAGGUGAGGGUGACCGAGCUGGUGGCGCAUCUCCUCAGAGUGGCCGACACUUCUGUAGCCAUUCUGGACCACACCACUCUAAUGGGACGCGCUCCGGGACGUACUGAGGUCCAGGUGCUGUCCCCAAUCACAGGCCGGGUCAUAGGCGCCAGGGAGGUCAAGGUGGGGUCAGACAAGGUGUGGGUCAGCCGCCUUCGAGCUGCGGUCAUUUCGGGUCUCACUCUCAGCCUGCAACCUGACAGCCACUUACCAGAUGGCUACUCUGCUAUUACUGCUGUCACCCCGACCCUCACUGCCAAGUACCAGGAAGGCUUGGUGGACGUUUGGGUGGAGAUGAGUGACGGAAUAGUAACACCCCUACGAGAGGUACCCCCGCCACACUACAACCUAAGAGUAAGAUCCCUGGAUGCGGAAGUAGUGGCUGUGGCUCCUUCCCCGCGCUCAGCCCAACCGCGUGUCAUUGCUAUUGGCCACGGCGCUGGUGAUCUGUUGGAGGUCAGCCUGGAGGUGUCUGAGGAGUGUGAGCAGAGGAGGUCAACACUGGCAUCCACCAAGGUCCACGUGAAGAUUGACCUCGGCACCACCCCGCCCCCUCCACCGCCACCCCCUGACAACGAGCUGCGACCUGACCCGGCUGACCCCAGUGUGCUCGAUCUCUCCACGCACAAGCUGAAGGUACACGUGUCGGAGCUGCCCCACGCAGACGCCGCGGCGCCCAACAACCAUCUCAUGCUGAUGGCGGAGCAGCCGCGCCACAACCCCGCACACGCGCGCCUUCACCCAGCGCGCGGAGGCGGCGUGACGCCCCUGGAGGUGGGCAUGUACGUGUUGCUGGCGGUGUUCGGCGCCGCCAUCGUCAUCUUCGCCGCCUCCUACGUGGUAUAUACCUGGAACGUGCGCGGCGGCGCCGGCAAGGUGCGGCGCCCCCCCGCGCCUCUCACCUCCCUCAUCCCCGCCCAGGACUCCGUCACCAACGCCCACGACUGGGUGUGGCUGGGCCGCGCCACGCUGGAGCGCGCUUCGGGCGUGGGCAUGUCGCCACCGCCGCCGCCGCCGCAGACCCAAGGCGGCGGCUCCCUCUUGAUGAGUGAUCUGAACGGCAACACUCCCCCGGCCCCGCCCUCCGCCCACACACAGCGGGCGUCUUGGCGGGGCACGGAGCGCCCCUCCACACAGAUCAACAUCACAGCCAACCCAGCCGCGGAACCCGAGCCCCCUGCGCCCCAGACGGCCCCCUCCCUGGCUGGUGGGUCCACCUUCACCCGCCCCUCCCGCAACUCCCGCCGCGUCACCUUCAACCACCUGGCGGCGGACGACGCCCCCAGCAGCGAGGAGGACCGCCCCCCAGUGCCGCCUCACCGCAACAUUGGUGUCACCGCCCACCCCGGGGAGGGGACCGCCUCACCCCCGCCGCCACCCGUGCCCCCUCACGGCGUGCACGUCAUCGCCAACCCCCUGGACGACCCACACCGACCCCGCGCUGCACCGCCCGCGCCACCCACACCUCCGUCCCCCGAGAUGGACACGCGCUUCGUGGAGGUGAACGCAGAUGACUUCGUGCGGCUGCGUGGGGCGUGCCGUGGGCGUGGCGGGCAGGUGCGGCGCGCCACCAUCAUGGAGAACCCCCUGCUGUCCGCCCACCUCCCUGACAACCUCCCCCACCACCUCGACAACCUCCCCCCACACCUCGACUACGACCAGCUCAUGCAUUACUUCUCCAACCUCAAGGAGUCCAACGCAUGAGCCACCCACCCCACCCCACCCCCACCCCCACCCCCACUACCCUGACCACCACCACCACCACCACCACCACCACCACCACCACCCUUAAAUUCCCAAACCCAAGACGAAUCUCUGAAAAGCUACUCUGAAAACCCUGAAAAUUAUCAAAACUCCCUAGAUAUCCCUAAACUUCAAGCAAUACCCAUAUAAAUCCCUGAAACUGCCGUGAAAAUACCCCAGAUUUCUCUAGAACUACCCUGAAAUACUCCUUAGAAAAUAUCCCUAGUCCCUCAAAGAAAGUUCCCUAAAUACUCUAGUCAUCCCUGAAAUAUAC
Portunus trituberculatus (swimming crab) is the source of this 4329-nucleotide messenger RNA. RefSeq names its product transmembrane protein 132E-like (gene dtn). NCBI's taxonomy places the organism in Eukaryota, Metazoa, Arthropoda, Malacostraca, Decapoda, Portunidae. The record is from RefSeq and is a predicted model, not a curated record.